Molecule: messenger RNA, 1968 nt
Organism: Somion occarium
Lineage: Eukaryota; Fungi; Basidiomycota; Agaricomycetes; Polyporales; Cerrenaceae
Source: the annotation of a GenBank genome assembly
AUGUCUCCAAGGUCCACAAGCAUUCGCCAGGUCGUAAAGAAAGAGAGCGAGUGCUAUAUUUGCGGGAACAGAUGAAACAGAUGCUAACCCAAUAUUAUGGUUUGCAUUGUUUUCAGACGCUCGCAAACACAGUGCUUGGCCAGGUCGGAAGCCUCGCUGAUCUCUUGCACUGACCGUACCAUUCCUACCCUCCGGUUUCAGUAUUAACUCUCCACGACUUACGACAAACUCAGACUCUCCUUAUACCCCUUCCUAAAUCUGUUAUUCUGGUGGAACUUCUUGCGGUCAACCAAAUAUCCUCGACGGUCACGCCAUGGUCGAGGACAAAUAUAUUGGUCUUGCGCUGGCAGUCUCCAGCUCCGUAGCAAUAGGCACUAGUUUUAUUCUCACAAAGAAGGGCCUUAAUGAAGCGGGGGAGCAGUCGGCGUAUGCAUCAGCCUCGGAUAGCUAUUCCUACCUCAAAAAUCCAAUAUGGUGGGCAGGGAUAUCCACAUUAAUUCUAGGAGAAGUCGCCAACUUUGCUGCAUACACAUUUGCCCCUCCAAUUUUGGUCACUCCGUUGGGCGCACUCAGUGUCAUUAUUGGGUGCGUGCUCGGAAUGAUUUUUGCCACAUUCUUCUGUGCUCAUCCCACAGAACAUUGUAGCGCUGUCUUGGCAUCCUUUCUGUUGAACGAAGAGUUAGGCCAUCUGGGUCGGGUAGGAUGCACACUAUGUCUACUAGGCUCUCUGAUCAUCGUCUUGCACGCGCCUGAAGAUAAAAAUAUUCAAACUGUCGACGAAAUUCUACACUAUGCAGUGCAACCAGGAUUCCUGCUCUACUGCUUUACUGUGCUAGUGUUCAGUUUGGUGAUGAUCUACGCGGUCGCGCCGCGGUAUGGUCGCACGAACGCUGUUGUCUACAUUUCCAUUUGCUCGGUCGUCGGAUCAGUAUCAGUUAUGGCCGUCAAGGGUUUUGGAGUUGCCGUCAAACUAACAUUGGCUGGAAACAAUCAGUUCACACAUCCGAGCACAUACGUGUUUGCGAUCGUCGUAACUGUGUGCAUUCUCGUCCAAAUGAACUACUUCAACAAAGCAUUAGAUACCUUCUCGACGAAUGUUGUCAACCCAAUGUACUACGUUGGUUUCUCGACAGCGACUAUCAUCGCGUCGGUCAUCCUAUUCCAAGGAUUCAAUACCGACAAUCCCGCCAACUCAAUAUCCCUACUUGCUGGCUUCAUCGUCACAUUCCUUGGAGUGCACUUACUCGAACUUUCUAGGAAGAAAACUGCCGUACAUGCAAACGGUCACUCAGCACUAGAAGGGGGACUUAUGAACCCGCGGCUGAGCAUCUCGGGUCGAAUGUCCAUUGAUGGAUGGGGUGGUGCUGGAGGAACAACUAUCGGUGGAGGCCCUGGCCAUACACGUAGACCGUCGGAACGACGGUCACAAACGCUAUUCAAUGCAUUUGAAGAAGACGAGCUAGGCGCCGCCGACACUGUAGGCUUGGAGAGAUUACCCGAAGUCGAAGAGGCAGAUGAUUUCGAUGAGGAAGUUGACGAACGGACUCACUUGCGUUCCGAUUUGAGGAGACAUCGAGAUGGUUCAAGAAGUUCGAGUCAUUCUCCGCGUGCAUCGCAGGGCGAAGCACGACGGUCUCCACACUGAAAGUUAUAGGUGACAGUAUUAUUAUUGCUUGUUCCAUUUUUUUUUGUCUUCUCCUUUCUGUACAUGGACAGAUAUAACAUACCCUUGGGAGCUCAGUGGUUUCAAUGUUAUUGCGCCCCGGUGAGGGCGUAUGUAGCUCUUAUUUAGCGUAAAAAGCUGAGCUUUCGAGCAGCAUGUGUCGUAGCAUACAGCUUAGUAGUAAUAGAUUCAAGAGCACUCGCAAUUUGGACUACUCCUUGUGUAUCUUUCUAUUGGCUCAUUCUGAUUACAUGCAGGAGUUGGGAUAGGACUGCGCGCAGUUACGCCAGACCGGCGGAAUCUGA